UCUCCCUCGUCGUGAAACCACUCUAACUUGACAGCAUUUCGCCAGUGAAGGACGGCGUGACAUGACCUGCACCACGUCCCCCAACGGCGCAAUGCUCUCCCCGCGCGGCGCGAAGACGGCCUCGGCCCUCCGUCGGCCCUGGCGCUUCGCCCCUGCGCAGACCUACUCCGCCUCGAACCCGUCGGGCGUCAUCUCCUUCGCCCUGGCCAGCAACGCCCUCGUGCUCGACGACAUCGCCUCCUUCGCCGCCCGCGUCCCGCUGCCGCCGGACGUUUUCACCUACGGCUACAGCACCGCCGGCGGCGCCCGGCUGCGCGCCGCCGUGGCGUCGCAUCUGAACCUCACCUUCGGCCCGCACACGCCGCUGGCGCUGGACGACGUCCAGCUCGCCUCGGGCGCGACGGCCGUGCAGUGCGUCCUCGCCUUCGCCCUCGCGUCCGCGGGCGAGGGCGUGCUCACGUCGCGGCCGGUGUACGGGCGCUUCGAGCUCGAUUUUGGCAACGAGAUGGGCGUCGAGGUGGUGUACGCCGACACGACGCCCGACACGUGCCUCGAGCCGGGCGUCGUCGAGGCGUUCGAGGCGGCGCUGCGGCGGUCGCACGCGCGGGGCGUGCGGAUCCGCGCCGUGAUGAUUGUGAACCCGAACAACCCGCUCGGCCGGUGCUACCCGCGCGAGACGCUGGUGGACAUCAUGCGGUUCUGCCAGCGGCACAGAAUCCAUCUCAUCAGCGACGAGAUCUAUGGGCUUUCGGUGUUCUCGUCGUCGUCAUCAUCGUCGUCGUCGUCGUCGUCGUCGUCGGAACCGCUGCCGGCCUUCACGUCCGUGUUGUCCAUCGACCCCAAGGGCGUCAUCGACCCGGACCUGGUGCACGUGGAGUACGGCCUUGCAAAAGACUUUGCGGCCCCGGGGAUGCGGCUCGGCGCGCUGGUGUCGCGGAACCGGGCGCUCCACGAGGUGUUCUCGAGCGUCGUGCGGUUCCACAGCCCCGCGGGUCCGUCGGCCGCGAUCGCGGCCGCCAUGCUCGAGGACCGCGAGUGGCAUGACGGGUUCGUGUCCGGGUCCAGGGAGAAGCUCGCGGCAGCGUACGGGUUCGUGACGAGGGGGUUGGAGGACCUGGGCGUCGGGUAUGUCCGGGCGAACGCCGGCUUCUUCGUGUACGUCGACCUAUCGCCGUGGCUGCCGCCGCCGUCGCCUCCUCGGGGGGAGGAACACGGCACGGACCAGGAGCGGGAGUUUGCGCUGGCGCAGAAGAUCCUGGAGAAGGGUGUGUUUUUGCACCCUUGCGAAGAGCACUGUCUUGCGCCGGGGUGGUUUCGUGUGGUGUACACCCAGCCGCAAGAAAUCAUCGGCGAGGGUCUGAAGAGACUUGGUGACGCAUUGACUAGCUUGCCGUGGGCGACAUCGAAGAGCAAACAAUCAUGAUCUGCUGCGUGUAGGGCAUGUUCCGGAGUUGCCAUCAUGCGUUAACUGGGAAGCAUAGAGAAAAAAGCAGAAAGAGGAACACGAAUAGAUGUUUAUGUAAAUGUGGUGGGAAUAUACAGCACCCCCGAUGUAAGGGGGUUACGAAACUAAAAUAUAUAAAUCAUGAACAUGCUGAGUUUGAGAGGGGGGGACCCAUGAUUCUUGAUUCUCAUCGGCCCAUGCUUCUUCUUUUCUUCUUCCGUCACGUCAAGUCACGUCUUGCCUGCAACACCCCGCCCU
This is a messenger RNA of Colletotrichum destructivum, 1702 nucleotides long. Its product is annotated as Putative aminotransferase, class-I, pyridoxal-phosphate-binding, aminotransferase, class I/classII. Gene Ontology annotation, biological process: amino acid metabolic process; biosynthetic process. Bases 62 to 1423 code for a protein of 453 amino acids. The transcript is spliced from 2 exons. Gene Ontology annotation, molecular function: transaminase activity; pyridoxal phosphate binding. The record is from RefSeq and is a predicted model, not a curated record. Lineage: Eukaryota; Fungi; Ascomycota; Sordariomycetes; Glomerellales; Glomerellaceae.